Gryllus bimaculatus (two-spotted cricket) is the source of this 3255-nucleotide messenger RNA. NCBI's taxonomy places the organism in Eukaryota, Metazoa, Arthropoda, Insecta, Orthoptera, Gryllidae. The record is from the annotation of a GenBank genome assembly.
AUGUCGUCGCCCAGGGGGCUGCCCGCCCCUUCGCCGCUCGCUCAUGCCCGACAUCAGACGAGGAUGCUCGCCUUCGAGCCCGUAAGGCCCCCGCCGCCUCCACCCCCGCAGCGCUCCUCGGUGGCCUCCGUGCGGCCGUGCGCGACGAGUCUCACCACUCGUGCAUGUGCCUUCUUCCGCGUCGCCGCGUGGUGCGUUGCUGAUUGCGUGCGCGGGCGUGUUGCAGGGGACGCGGAGAACGCGGGCGUGGACGCAGCAGCAGCCGCAGAGGACGCGAGAUCGGUGUUCCCCGACGAGAUGAUCCCGGAGCCCGAGCUGUGCCGCGGGGGCGCUGCCGGCGCCGCCGACCUGGACCGCCGGAACCGGCGCAACCACCACGGCCCCGGCCCCGCCGCGCCGCCCACGGCGCCGCCCCUGCCGCCGCCCCCGCCCUUCAGCCCCGAGGGCCUCAUCCUGCCCCGCAAGCUGCACAACCCGUGCCUCGAGUCCAACGACCACAAGAACCUGCACCGCGAGCUGCUCUUCAACCAGAAAAAUGUUUUAAACCAAAAAUCAGAACUUCAGAAAGCCUUUGGAAAACAUAAGGAGCAACAAGUACGCAAGGAAUUAGAGCAACAGCGGCAGAAUUCCAAGAGUGAUUUUGAGAGAAUGGUUGAAGAAAGAGCUCGUCGAAUGGAUCUGUUGGAGAAAGAACGAUCAGAAGAUUCUGACAAAUGUUCUCAGGGAGAAUCAGAGUUUUUAAAGGUUCAUGCAAAAAUGCGUGCUCGCAUGGACUCAAAGUGAUGGCUUAUUGUGAGAGACUGUAUUCCCUUGCCUGUUGUGGGCAGCAGUAAAUGCUCUUUAGACUUUGUGUUCAGGGACCACAUAACCACUGUCUUCUGGAACAACUUUCUUCCCAGUUUGUGUGUCCUAUAAUAGUGGACAAGCAUCUGUGUCUUAAAGACUGCAGUUAUUUCUAUUCUGUGUAUUAUGUGUAUGUAAUAAUUACUUUUGUCAGUGCCAGCUACUUUAGUUUAUAAUGUAAAAACAAUCUAUUUCAUAUUAAUGAUCUGUAUUUUCAAUAAUUGCAAAGAAACAAUGAAUGGUGAGAUAUCUUUAAGAAUCCUUAUAAGUUUUGUAUUUACAAUGAUAGUUUCUUGAUUUAAGAACCUUAUAUUGUGUUCCUGAAUAAUUUUAUGAAUUAUUGUCUUUUGAGUUGUUGUUCAGAUAUUUUCUGUGCACAAUUUUCUAUUGUUGUUUGUAAUGUAUGUGCAAUUUGACCAAGAUGCCACUUGCAUAGAAUUUUGACGAUUUCUUGUAGUUACUGAACCAUUGCUGACUUGCAUUAUUCAUUAUUAUUUUGCCAGUCUACUUACUCAUAUUUUGAAUUCAGCAUCUUUAAAAAAAAUUGUUUAGUUUACAUGGUGUAAUGUCCAUUGAAGUUUCAAGAAGAAAUAUACAUUACUACUACUAAUAUAAAUAAUGCAAAAUUCAGUACAUAUAAUUGAAAGUUCAUGUAAGUGGUAGCCCAGUCAACUAACAGAUGGAUUUCUGUAAAAAAUAUUUUGGGAUUUCAUUUUAUUAUUGGACCAAACCAACAAAUUCUAGGAGCUUUUUGCUACAAAAAUAUUGUGUGUAGUCAGACCUGUGAUAUUUCUUGUAGUUUCCUCUAAUGGAGAAAGCACUUUGUAUGUAUUUUUCAGGGAAUAUGCAGGUAUAACUAAUGUUAAUAAAGAAAACUGUAUUCUUACUGUUGAAAGAAUGCAUUGAUGGUAAAUAAAAAAAAUUCAACCACAAUGUUGUUUUUCCAAUGCAACAAAUGAUUAAUGAUGGAUAAAACAGUGUAAUAUUUAUCAGGAUCACUAAUAAAAUGUAAAGCAUCUAUUUUUGUUACAGUAGGCUGACUUUCUCAUUGCAGUGGUUAGAUUUAAUCUUGUUUUCUAAAAAUUCUUAUUUAGUACUAUAUACUUUAUACAAAACAUUUUGAGUGAAAAUGCAAGAGUUUUAUGUCAUUGAAAAUAUCACCUCGUAAUCUAUAUGAAAUGUCAGUACAAAUAAAAUAAAAAGAGAAAAAAAAGACAGACCUGCAAGUUUUAAAUUUUGUUUGAUUAUACAAGUCUUGUGACUAACAAUGUUAAUUAUGUUGUACAUUAAUGUUAUAAGUUUGUUUCACUUUAAAAUGCUUUAUGUCAAACUCACCAUCCUAGUAGUAACCCAUGCUAGCUUGUAGCAGUGGUAAAAAGUUAAAAGAUGAUUUAAAAACAGAGUAAAGUCUAGUAGAUUGUAAAUAAUAUUGAUAUGAGUGCAUCUGGUAUCGGUAUAAAUAAACUGUAAAUGCUCCAUUGUAUAUUUAGAUGUGUUACACCAAUAGGCCUUCAAGCAUUUGUAACCAUUAAUAACUGUAAUUUUUAUGAGGCACUGAAAACUAUUAUUCUUCAGUUGAGAAAUUAUUUAUUUGUCCAGGUUUGUUCAGUUAAUUAUUUACAAUUCUGUACCAUUACCAUUAAUAUAGCACUUUUAUUUUAAUGUAAUGGAGAAUUCGAAAUUUCUAAUAUUAUAUGGACAUUCACGAAAUUUAACUUGCAGUUUAUUGAAAUUAAUUAAUGUUUAUUUGCUUUAUAAAGAUAACUGAAAUGUUGAGUUAUGAGUUAUGAGAGAUAAAUGUAAAUUAUUGUUCCAGUGCCCAGAAUAAGAUUGCAGAACUGUCAAUUUCAAAUAAAUAUUAUAGAUGAUUAAAAUGAAUUUUAUUUGUUAAAAUUCCUCUUUUCUUUGCAACUUCUGUUUCUUGUGUAAAUCAUUUUAAAUACUAGUACAAAGUACAAGUGUAUGUAAAUUUACUAAUUUGUCAGCUGAACAAGUGGCAUAUAUGUAUUCUAGAAAAUUUUAGGUGUGUUCUUGAUGCUUUAAUUGAGCCUUGGGGUUAUGUGUGGUAGCAUUCUAAUGUGAGUGAACAGAAGGGGCUGUCUAUGCCUCAGCAUGUGCAUGCACUGCUUUGGCAACUCUUUCUACCUAUACAAAAUUCUUACACAGAGGGGAAAAUCCUUUGACAUGGAGGUUCAGAUGCCAGCAAACUGAAUUGAAAAUAUUUUGCAAAUAUAAACAGCUUUAUGCAUUGAAUGGUUUAAACUAGACUAUUAGAAUUAAACAACGCAGAUUCAAGAAUAAAAAGAAUAAUCAUUUAGAACUGCAGCAAGAACCAUGAGUGGUUUCAUCACUAUUAUUUCCACACUCUAGAAUAACAACUGCUUUGUAUGCAAUGGCUGUCUUGAGAUUAAA